AGUCAUAAUAUAAGCAGAGAGAGAAAAAGAGAGGUGUCAGCAUUAUAAUCAGAACCAUUAGUUUUAUCCAUGUACAGAAGAUUCUGCAGGCCAAUGGUCCCUGAAAUAAAUAUACCUACUCUACUCUUCCUCUCUCUAGUAGUAAUAAUAACAAUUCAUAACCCACACAUUCACACACCACCUGCUUUCCCUGUUCUUUCCUGCAACUGUCUCUCUUCCACUUCACUGUUCUUUCUUAAGAAGAAGAAGAAGAAGAAGAAGAAGGAGGAGGAGGAGGAGGAGACCACUCUUUCAUUUUUCUUGAAUUUCGGAGAUGAUGAGUGAAACAGCCAAGUUUCCAUUCACUGCUUCUCAAUGGCAAGAGCUUGAACAUCAAGCUUUAAUAUUUAAAUAUAUGGUCUCGGGCAUUCCCAUUCCGUCCGAUCUUCUUUUCACCAUUAAAAGAAGCUGCUUGGACUCUCCACUUUCUUCAAAGCUUUUUCCUCGCCAACCUUCACAUAUUGGCUGGAGCUGUUUUCAAAUGGGUUUGGGGAGAAAAAUAGACCCAGAGCCAGGAAGGUGUAGAAGAACAGAUGGAAAGAAAUGGAGAUGCUCAAAAGAAGCAUACCCAGAUUCCAAAUACUGUGAAAGACACAUGCACAGAGGCAAAAAUCGUUCAAGAAAGCCUGUGGAAGUCCCAACCCAAACAGUGACAGCAAACCCAUCAAUAACAACACAAACUAUCUCAUCAAUCAACAAAAAUCACUCUUCUACUACUACUCUACUUGGAAAUACCCCACUUCCUUCUCAUUCUCUUUCUUUAUUGUCAUCUGAGACCCACCACCAAAAUCAUCACCUGCACUAUUCUGCUCCCUACCAUGCCCAUCUUAAUAACCAUCAGUUUUUGUCUUCUUCUUCAAGACCUCCUGGAAACAUUGGUCUUUCACACCAAGACAACUCUACUCCUUUGCUUUUGGACUCUGCUCCUGGUUCUGGUUCUUUGACUAAUACAGCAGACUACAGAAACAGGAAAGCUUAUGGGAUGAAAGAAGAAGUUGAUGAGCAUGCUUUUUUCUCAUCAGAACCUUCUGGUUCUAUGAGAAGCUUAUCUGGCGGUUCUUCUUUAGAUGAUGCUUGGCAAUUUACUCCACUUACAAUGAAUUCUUCCUCGACUUCUUCUUCAAACCAGAGGGGUUUGUCUAGCUUGAACAAUGAGUAUUCUUACUUGCAGCUUCAUAGCUUAAGUGAUCAUGAUAGUACUCCAAAGCAACAAAAGAUGUAUCAUCAACGAAGUUAUCUUCUCGGAAAUGAAAUGAAAUGCCAACCACCUAUGAAAGUUGAAAGAGAAGAACAACCCCAAAAAACUGUUCAUCGUUUCUUUGAUGAAUGGCCACCAAAGAACAAAGAUUCGUGGCUUGAUUUGGACGAUAAAUCGCCAAAUAGCACAUCAGUAUCAACAACCAGGCUUUCAAUCUCCAUUCCCUCUUCACAUGAUUUCCCCAUCUUCAAUUCAAGAACCCAUAAUGAUGGUUGAUUUUGUAGAUGUGGGUUUUCUCUGUCGACGGCCAAGAAUGUCCUUACUUGGUGGGGUAGCUGCUUUUUGUUAGCGUUUAAGAACCGCCUAAUUUUUAAUUUUUAUUAUUUUUUUUUUUUUUUUUUUUUUUUUUUUGUUGAUUCCCUACUUCACUUUAGAGUUCAUAAAUAAAGAUUUAAAGACUCGGC
Jatropha curcas is the source of this 1701-nucleotide messenger RNA. It is a transcript of the gene GRF6, whose product is annotated as growth-regulating factor 6. NCBI's taxonomy places the organism in Eukaryota, Viridiplantae, Streptophyta, Magnoliopsida, Malpighiales, Euphorbiaceae. Gene Ontology annotation, molecular function: ATP binding. Gene Ontology annotation, cellular component: nucleus. Gene Ontology annotation, biological process: regulation of DNA-templated transcription; developmental process; DNA-templated transcription. The record is from RefSeq and is a predicted model, not a curated record.